Messenger RNA from Cyphomyrmex costatus, 2017 nucleotides. It is a transcript of the gene Pgm2a, whose product is annotated as phosphoglucomutase 2. NCBI's taxonomy places the organism in Eukaryota, Metazoa, Arthropoda, Insecta, Hymenoptera, Formicidae. The record is from RefSeq and is a predicted model, not a curated record. The transcript has 10 exons. The coding region runs from base 200 to 2017 and encodes 605 amino acids. Gene Ontology annotation, cellular component: nucleus. Gene Ontology annotation, biological process: carbohydrate metabolic process; purine ribonucleoside salvage. Gene Ontology annotation, molecular function: phosphopentomutase activity; magnesium ion binding.
CGUUCCUCCCGGCGUUUCCAACAAAAAAAAUCCUUCGACGUAGCCAAUCUGAGGUUGGAGAGAAAAAUUAGAGAAAAACUGUGGAUCAGUUUCGCUGUGGAUACAGAAAUAAUUAAGACACCUCUUUUCAUCAGAGAGAAGUUAUAUCGAUAGAUACAUUGAUUUGCCUUCGGAUUAUAUAUAGAACCCUGCUGAUACGAUGACACUCUGUUCAGUAAACACUGGUGACAGUAAUUUGGAUAAUAAAAUUACUGAAUGGCUACAAUGGAACAAGGAUCCAAAAGCAGAAGAUGAGAUAUUGGAAUACUUGGACAAAGGACAGAUUAAAGUAUUAUCAAAGUUGUUUCUUAAGAGACUCGAAUUUGGAACUGCAGGUCUUAGAGGUCGUAUGGGACCAGGUUACAACCAAAUGAAUGAUUUAGUUAUUGUGCAAACUAGUCAAGGAUUAUCAAAAUAUUUGAUGGAUACAAUAUUUGAUGUUACACAGAAAGGUGUAGUGAUAGGAUAUGAUGGUCGUUACAAUAGCAAAAGGUUUGCAGAAUUAACUUCAGCAAUUUUUAUAGCCAAUGGUAUUAAAAUUUAUUUAUUUUCCCAAGUCUGUCCCACACCAUUUAUUCCUUACACUAUUUUAAAAUAUAAGUGUGCAGCUGGAAUCAUGGUGACUGCCUCUCACAAUCCUAAGGACGACAAUGGAUACAAAGUUUACUGGGAAAAUGGAGCACAAAUUAUUUCACCACACGAUAAAAAGAUUCAAAGUUAUAUUCUUAAUAAUCUUAAACCACUUGAUUCCUCAUGGGAUGUAAGCCAAAUCUAUGAAAGCUCCUAUUACAAAGAUCCAAGAGACGAUAUUAUGCGAUAUUAUUAUCAAGACUUGAAGGAUAACGUUCUGUAUCCUGAAGUUAAUAAAAAUACUACAUUAAAAUUCACAUAUACUGCUAUGCAUGGCGUUGGGCAAGAAUAUAUGACUGCUGCGUUUGAGGCAGCAAACUUUAAGCCAUUUAUAACAGUGGAAGAACAAAAGUUACCAAAUCCAGAAUUUCCCACGGUGAAAUUUCCGAAUCCAGAAGAAGGAAAAAGCGCUCUUGAUCUCAGCAUAAAGACAGCAAAUAAAAACGAUUCGUCUAUAAUAAUCGCUAACGAUCCUGAUGCUGAUAGACUUGCAUGUGCAACGAAAACGGAGAACGGAGAAUGGCAUGUCUUCUCUGGAAAUGAACUUGGCGCCUUAUUGGGUUGGUGGAUGAUUCACACUUAUCAAGUGAUACAUCCUGAUAUCGAUCUGAGUAAGACAUAUAUGUUAGCAUCUACUGUUUCCAGUAAAAUUUUAGCUUCAAUGGGUAAAAAAGAAGGUUUCAAUUUCGAGGAAACUUUAACGGGUUUUAAGUGGAUGGGCAAUAAAGCUAUAGAAUUAAUGAAGGAUAAUAAGGACGUCUUGUUUGCAUAUGAAGAAGCUAUAGGUUUUAUGUGCGGCUCUAAGGUCCUGGAUAAGGAUGGUAUCAGUGCUGGCGUACGUGUAGCUGAAUUAGCCGCUUAUCUUGAAACGAUAGGAUUGACUUUAUCUGAUAAGUUGGAGGAGAUAUAUGAGGAAUAUGGUCAUCAUAUCAAUGAUAAUUCCUAUUGGAUAUGUCAUGAUCCGGAUACUAUCAAGACGAUAUUUGAACGACUAAGGAAUUAUUCGGGUAAAUCGGAUACAUACCCAACCGGAAUUCUUAAAGGAAAAUAUAUAAUAACUGGCAUUCGAGAUUUAACAACUGGGUAUGACAAUACAAAACCUGACAACAAAGCAGUUCUUCCUGUAUCAAAAUCUAGCCAAAUGAUUACAUUCACAUUCAAAAAUGGUUUAGUUACUACUUUAAGAACCAGUGGAACAGAACCUAAAAUAAAAUACUAUAAUGAAUUAUGUGGAUCGCCUGGAGAGGAUUUAAACAAAUUAAAAAGCAUUCUCAGCGAAAUGGUAUCGGCUAUUGUAGCAGAAUUCCUUCAACCAGCAAUUAAUGGACUUAUCGCUCGUGAGGAAUAA